AUGGCCGAAACUCCAAGACCACGAACAAGGUGCGAAUCGAAAGCAACAAGGGUAGCCGAAGCUGCUGGAUCAGUUUCUGGGAAGGGUAAGCAGAGUGCUGCAGUUGACGAAGCGAGUGUUGGUGGAGCUUCUUUUAUGAGUGGCGGCAGCACUGCUUCGACAGGAACAAGGCAACGCCUUCCUUUUUGGAUAGAAAAGCAGCUGGCAGAGGACAUCGAGGACGCUGGAGGCAUUUUCAACUUUGACAAAGGGAAGGGACAAGGUCUUCGAGAGUUGUGCGAUCACAGGUCCUACACUUUGGAGCAGCCGGAGUUCUACGGCGAGCUUGGAACCGAUCUGAGGAGAAAGAUAUCGCAAAAAGUCACGAAGUGGAAGACAGGAUCGGAAGCAAAGUAUCUGUCUAGAUUGGCAGUUUUGAACGUUGAUUCUGCCAAGAUCCGAAAGAAGAAUAAGAAAUCGUCCAAGGCGACCACGACCAAGGAGACCAAAGGAGCUUCAACACCCAAGGCAACCAAAGGAGCGUCCUCCAAGAAGCAGACCAGAUCGUCCAAGAAGAAAGAACCAGCAGAGGAAACGAAGAUUGAACCACUACCAGCCACCAUCUCUACCAAGGAUUCAGACGACGUUUCCUUUGAUCUCUCACAAGACCUGUCUCAGUUGUCCCUCGACGAAGCAGAAGAGGAUUGUAAACCAAAGAAGCUUGGUACCAUCACCCCAAAAUCAACCAAGCGAACCGGCGGUACCACACCAAAAUCAACCAAUUUAACUGGCAGCAUCCCCAGAUUUCAGACAAGCUUGACAAUGUCGACAAAAGAUCGCUCGGUUGAUGUUGACCCAGACUAUCCUGGGGAUCAAGGAGAAGGGAUCUAUGCAGUCAAUAUCAUGGAAUUUGAGCACGAUGAGACACAGUGGAAAGGAGGCAUUCAACUUGAGCUUCUUGUGGACUCUCGUGAUGCAGAAAAGGAUCUCUACGUGUUGCAGUAUUAUGAAGGCACCAAUGAGGCGACGCUUACAAAGCCCAUCUUCCCGGCUUGUUUUCUUGAGGAUGCUUCGGAGUAUGAUGCCCGACAGACUUCUGAUUCAGUAAAGAAAGGUCACAAAGCUGCUCGCACUGCAUUCAGCAAGUUGAGCCUCGAAGAGCGCCACCAGAAGAUUGUGCUUCGUUUCAGCCCAGAUGUACGCCUCACUGAAGCUCCCUUUCGGACUGGAUCAGCGCAGAAAGAUAGUGAUCACAUGCAGACUGCAAUUCCACAGCUGAUCCUCUAUAAGAAGAACACGGGACGAAAAGAUUCUACCAAAUCAGAUAUUUAUGCUCUGCACUGCCGAUUGUGCUGGAAGUUUGUUGACCUUGCCAAGGCGGUUGAUAUGAAAGGCCAAGCCGGCCGCGGAGCCAAAGCAACAAAAGAUGCUUUUGCAGGAGCUCUGACAGUUGUAGGAUCGGCCUCAACCAACAGUGUUGGUGGUACUGCCACAACAGCAACGAGUAGCCUAGCUGCUGCCGCGAGUGGUGGCUCGCAAAUGACACCAACAAUGCCAACCGUACCGGUGCAACCAGUGCCAGUUCCAUCAGCUCCUGCUCAAACUAUUGGAUCACAGCUGAUUAAUGCCGGAGCAUCAUUGGUGAAUAAGAUGACAAACAAGAAGAAAGGAGGAGAGUUUGACAUGGAGGAAAUCCGAAAGGCAAAAUUCAAACCUACGGUUGACGGAAAGGAAAGAAAGAGCCUUCUGACUGGUCGACAAAAGAAAUCACGAACUGCAGCAAUUGCGAAAGCAAGAUCUUCGACGGCUGAUCCUACAGUAGAAAUGAUUGAUGGGAUUGAAAGAGAGUUUGCAGAGGACGUCCAAGCCAGGCAUGCUGCAUUGGGAGGCGAUCCGUCAUCAAUCCCACUCCCUGAUGAUGAUGAUGAUGAUGAUGAUGAUGAUGAUGAUGUAAUGAUCGAUGAGGAUGACGAGGAAGACGUGUUGUAUGAUUACGAUUAUGAUCCACCCCGAAAGAUAAACUAG
Seminavis robusta is the source of this 2004-nucleotide messenger RNA. Lineage: Eukaryota; Bacillariophyta; Bacillariophyceae; Naviculales; Naviculaceae. The record is from the annotation of a GenBank genome assembly.